CGAGAGUAUUUCGUUCGUAUACGGAUAAAUAAUUAAACAAUGCAAUAUUUACGACAUUCAAUAUAUGCCAAAAAGUGUUGACAUGUUAUCCUAUGCGCAGCUGUGUCGCACAAACAAUAUGUUGUAUUAGUUAAAAUUGUCAUUCUGAAUCCGAUAUACACGCGGAAAUCAUAAACAGGUCCUUAACAUCUAGGUUAACAACAAUAUUGUGAUGGAAUGGGUUCAUUUCAAUACUGAGUUCCACACUGGUCCCAGGAGUCCACUCUACACGUUUAUCGAUUUAAUCAGCACCAUAACUGUAAUACAAUCGGUCCUGGACGAUUAUUUGUCUCCAGGCUCUUCCAGAAACAUUACCAGAGCGACAAUUGAUGAUGCUUCUUUCACAUCAGUCGCGUCAUGGUAAAAAGGUUGAAUUGAUUGAUUGGGUACAAAGGCUUUCACGUGACAAAACAGAACAGUGAUCAAUAUCUUUAUUAGAUCAAGCAAAUAUAAAAGAAAAUGCCAGGGACCUCAUGGUAUUAGCGAGAGUUGCUCCAAGCAAUAUAACUGUGUAAGACGGAAGAAAAUGGAUUAAAAACUGUGCAGCAAGAGGAACUUGACAAUGGAUCAUAGUGACCGCUUUCUGUCACCGAAUGUAGCGGAGGAUCACGGACACCACACGAGAUCGAGGUCCUUCAAGGGUCGCCCCCGGCCAAAGGAACACGAGGAACAUGAAUUCCGCCCCCGGAGGAAUAGCAUGCCAUCACACCAUCAUACACACCGUGGACCUUCUCCUAACAAUAUCACGACGGACGGAGACGAGGAGGAAUCUAAAGGAGCACUUUGCAGGGUACGGUCUUUUAAGACAACAUCUAAAGGUGGUAUUGUGAAUCGUGGUGACAGCGUCAAACGCAAUAGACAUAAAGACCACUUGCAUGUUUCGGACAGUUUUUCUUCGUCAGACACUGAAGUUCGCCAUGUCUCCAGCUCAGAUUUAGAGUGUGUUGUGCGAGAUGAAGAGACAGAGAAUGUGCCUUUUACUGUUGUUGUGUUAGGGCCCGCUGGUGUUGGAAAAACUCUUCUGACAACACAGUUUAUGACGUCAGAGUACAUUGGAACGUCAUCUGAUGGCGACGGGGGUGACAAAACAGUGACGGUACAACUAGACGGUGAAGAGUCCACUAUCCGAUUUAUAGAUCCAUCCAGGGAAGAGGAGGAUGUGAACGAACAUGAAGUUGAUGCCUACCUCGUUGUUUUCUCCGUCAACGACCGGUCAACGUUUGAGAUGGCGGUCGAGACCCUGUUUCAGAUACGACAUGAGCUCUGUUCCACGAAGGCCGUUAUUUUGGUCGCCAACAAAAUUGAUAUUGUUAGAAAAAGGGUCAUUUCUUCAGAGGAAGCUCGAGCGGCCGCACACCAGUAUGACAGCAAAUAUGCUGAGACAUCAGCGGCCCUAAAUCAUCACGUGGAUGAACUUCUGGUCGGUGUGCUUAGUCAGAUCCGGCUGAAGCAUGACCCGGAAGCAGUUGAGGAGCAUGAGGCGCACAAAAACCACAAGGAACACCGAAGGGGUUCCUUUCGAAUUGCCAAAGGAAUUCUAACAAAACUGUUCAGAAAACACAGUAAAAAAGACAAGUCAUGCGAGAAUUUGUACGAGUUGUGACGUCAUAUUCUUCAUUUGAAUUUCAGUGGUUUACGUUUAAUAACCAUUGAAAAAAUUUGUAAAUUUUUGCUUUUAUAUUUGCGAUUGCAAUAUUUGUAGUAGCUGUUGAUUUUGUUGUUUUUUUCCUUUUUUUCUUGUGUCAGACAAGAAGUCACUAGUAACAUUUAUUCUAAAAUUCUUCCAUGCUUGACCAAUCAAAAAUACAAAGGCAUUUACCAUGACACUGUAAAUUUGGUUUUUCUUGAAAGUUUUUAUUGAGUGAAAACAUUGUUGAAAACAUAAUCUUAUUGUUCUACAAUAUACUAUACAGAAAAUAUGUCUCAGUGUUCACUUCCUUUUCUUCAUUAAAUGCAUUGCAAAGGAAUUUAUAGAGGUUGGUAAUAUCUAAAAGUGAGUUGGUCUCUUACUCUUUCUGUUAAUGCAAAUUUAAAGAGAAAAAGAACUAUUGUGCAUUUGUCAGUUAUUUUUGAUCUGAAAAUUACAAAAACAAAAUUGGUUUCAGGUGAACAAAAGACAUUUACUAGUAGUUUAAAAUAAAGUUUUGCAAUGUUACCGAGUUUCAUCCUUUUUACCGAAUGGCGCAUCAUGUAAUUAAUUUUUAUGAAAUCGGUACUGAGUGCACCUAAAUUUGACAAUUCCAAAUAUUUGUUUUUUUAACUCAUAACUUCAAAAUUUACAUUAUUCCUUAUAUCCUUUACAUAUGGUCAAUCAACUCUUUCAGUGAUAUUUAACAAGGAACCAAGCUGCUUUUCAGUGUUUAUUUCGAUCUUCUUGACAAAUUAUGUUUUCAAAUAAC
Saccostrea cuccullata (small rock oyster) is the source of this 2438-nucleotide messenger RNA. RefSeq names its product GTP-binding protein GEM-like. Bases 602 to 1642 code for a protein of 346 amino acids. Gene Ontology annotation, cellular component: plasma membrane. NCBI's taxonomy places the organism in Eukaryota, Metazoa, Mollusca, Bivalvia, Ostreida, Ostreidae. Gene Ontology annotation, molecular function: GTPase activity; calcium channel regulator activity; GTP binding. The transcript is spliced from 5 exons. The record is from RefSeq and is a predicted model, not a curated record.